AUGACCACCGCCGUUGUAGAGCCGCCGAUACCGGAUUCCAUAUCGACGUCGGUAAUCGAGACGGUGAAUGGGUCGCACCAGUUUACAAUUAAAGGUUUCUCUCUAGCCAAAGGCAUGAGCCCAGGGAAAUACAUACAGAGCGACGUCUUCUCCGUCGGUGGAUACGACUGGUCGAUCUACUUCUAUCCCGAUGGCAAAAACCAAGAGGAUAACGCUAUGUAUGUCUCUCUGUUCAUCGCUCUAGCGAGUGAUUCUAGUGACAUUAGGGCUUUGUUUGAGCUGACUUUAAUGGAUCAGAGUGGUAAAGGGAAACAUAAGGUUCAUAGUCACUUUGAUCGAGCGCUUGAAGGUGGUCCUUAUACUCUCAAGUAUAAAGGAAGCAUGUGGGGAUACAAACGCUUUUUCAGACGAACGGCAUUAGAGACCUCUGACUACUUAAAGGAUGAUUGUCUUGUCGUCAAUUGUACUGUUGGCGUUGUUAGAGCCCGACUAGAGGGUCCGAAACAGUAUGGCAUUAUGCUAUCCCCGUCGCAUAUGGGUCAGGGAUUGAAAGACUUGUUAGAUUCUGAAGUUGGUUGUGACAUAACAUUCCAAGUCGGAGAUGAAACAUUCAAAGCUCACAAACUGAUCCUCGCAGCACGCUCACCUGUUUUUAGAGCUCAGUUCUAUGGACCAAUUGGGAAUAACAAUGUGGAUAGAAUAGUAAUAGAGGACAUCGAGCCUUCUAUCUUUAAGGCUAUGCUUAGCUUCAUCUACACCGAUGUACUUCCUGAUGUGCAUGAAAUUACAGGGUCAACUUCUGCCAGUUCGUUCACAAACAUGAUACAACAUCUCUUGGCAACUGCUGACCUCUAUGACCUUGGAAGGUUAAUGACAUUAUGUGAAGUUUUCCUAUGUGAAGAACUCAAUGUUGAUAAUGUAGCAACAACACUUGCACUGGCUGAACAACACCAGUUCUUACAGCUGAAAGCCUUUUGCUUAAAAUUUGUUGCAUCUCCGACAAACUUGGGAGCCGUAAUGAAGUCCGAAGGGUUUAAGCACUUGAAACAGAGUUGUCCGUCUUUGUUGUCCGAGUUGCUGAACACAGUUGUAGCAGUGGACAAGAGCUCGACGAGAGGACAAUCAAACAAGAAAAGAAGUGCGAGCAGUGUGUUAGGGUGUGAUACUACACAUGUGAGGCAACUGAGGAGGAGGACACAAAAUCGAUAA
Messenger RNA from Arabis nemorensis, 1209 nucleotides. The record is from the annotation of a GenBank genome assembly. NCBI's taxonomy places the organism in Eukaryota, Viridiplantae, Streptophyta, Magnoliopsida, Brassicales, Brassicaceae.